AAAAAAACUACAGAUGAAACUUCUUCUCAGAAGCGUAUGCGAAAAGUAAACACCGUAAAUAACUCAAAUACCAUACGAAUUUCAUCAUCUUUUUUGUUUUUAACAGUGAUAAUAAUUCUUCAUAAAAGUAAUGUUGUUCCGAUUUCAUACUUCAUAAUCUACAGCCUGAAAAAUAGGAAAUGGACUGAAAAUAACCUAAGCCAACCACAGCACCUCUCCCUUCUGAAAUUUCAUUAAAAAAAAUUUCAGAAGUAAAAAGUCUUGAUCCGGGCAUUAGAAAUGAAUUUCUGCUCCAGAGAAGAAACUAGUGAUAAAGAGGAUGAUGAAUAUGAAAUGCAUGGUCAAGCAUUGCCGGUUUUACCAUUUGAUGUUGAGUCUGUCGAUGAGGGAUCAAUUCCUCUAACUUCACAGGAAUACUUGCAACAAGUAAUCGCUCAAAGAACAAAGUUACCUAGUGUAGUUACAGCCUCUGUUCCAAAACUGAAAGCUGGGAAUGCUCAGAACAUAGCUGAAUUAUUUAAAGAAGAUGAAUUGUCUCCUUCCGAGCACUGCCCUUCGAAAGAAUGGAUACAGACUCAAGUAUCAGACUUUUCCGAUUUACGAUUCCGUAUUGAAUGUAAUAGAGAAACCUGGCAUAAAAAAUAUCCUGAAAAGUUUCCUAGUGACAGAAAUGAUUGGUUUGAAUUCAUGUUCGGCGGAAGUGAAGAUAGCGAAAUUAAUCAGCGCGAACCUUACUUAGACAUCGUGUUGGCGAUAAAUAACGAAAUGAUUGAAAAUCUUAUCAAAUAUAUCGUAGAAUGGGUCGAGGAGAAGAAAAUUUCUGUUUAUACUGCGGGGUUAUGGUUUUAUGCAUUGCUGGCUUGUAUUGGUGUUCCUAUACGUGCAAAAAUCAUGAAACGACUGAGAACAUUUGUCUAUACGUGCCGGGAGCUGAGAAACAGUAUUAAUUUAUCCAAUGAAGGAAGUGAAAAGGAAAUCAUGGCUCAAAAUUUGUUCAUCUGUUUGAUUGGGAAGUACUUCGGCCAACAUGAUUUAUCAGAUUAAUGUUCAAUCAUCCUCGUGCUGUUUUUAUUUUUUAUUUUUAUAGUUUUUGUAUGAUUGUAUUACCGUUCUUUUAGAUGAAUCAAGGCGAGGAUUGCGAGCGUCACCUAGACCUAUUCACUAGUGUUCAAUUUUUUACUCGUGUCUUAAUUUUUUUUUAUUAAAAGUGUUAGUUUCCCAGUU
This is a messenger RNA of Planococcus citri (citrus mealybug), 1224 nucleotides long. Its product is annotated as gem-associated protein 2-like. Gene Ontology annotation, biological process: spliceosomal snRNP assembly; spliceosomal complex assembly. Gene Ontology annotation, cellular component: spliceosomal complex; SMN complex; nucleus. The record is from RefSeq and is a predicted model, not a curated record. The coding region runs from base 280 to 1044 and encodes 254 amino acids. The transcript has 7 exons. Lineage: Eukaryota; Metazoa; Arthropoda; Insecta; Hemiptera; Pseudococcidae.